UUCUUCACGAGGGAAGUUAUUUAACUAUACCAACACAAACAUCAUAAUCAACAACCACUUACUCCGCCAUCAUAGCAUCGUGUGGUUAUUUUUAUUUCCCCACCACCACCACCACCCCUUCUACUUAUUAUACUAUAUACUAUUUUUAUUUAUUAUCAUCAUUAACUCGUUGACAAGUCUUGUCUCUGCUCUAUUUAAUAUUGGAACGAUCUUCCCUCCCCUCAAGUGGCAAUUAACCGAUCUUAUCACUUGUCUCAAGUGACUGUCUCACUACUAUCUUAAGCCCAUUCAUCACGGAGGUUGACACGACAACACAUUCCUUACCCUUUCCUGCUGGCAGGAUUCACAUUCUUCACUCGUCUAUUCAAGCCCUCUCUAUAUCCUGCGUCUUGCUCGCUUUCUUUUUUGUUUGCUGGCUAUCGCUCUCUCGUCUCUCCUCUUUUUCUUCCCCUGCAUCCUGCAAAGUACCAUGGCUGUCCAUCCCUACUCUCCUUACACCAACUUUGCAUCCCCCACCACCACCACCACCACCACCACCGGCAUCAUGGAUUUCGAUCGGGCGGCGCUGCAUGAGUUCAUCAUGCAGCCCGUCUCGCGAGACAUGAUCUCUCAUCUGGCUCAACAAGCGAUGCAGGUCAUCCGCUGCGAACCGCAUGUGACAGCGCAUCACGCGCAUGGCCAGCCUACUCCCCCCAGCACGCCGCCCUUGGAUGCAGACCUGCCUCCUCUACCAUCUGUCACCACCUUUAUUACCUCGCUAGUACUCCGCUCGCAGGUGCAGGUGCCGACGCUGAUGACCUCGCUGGUCUACCUGGCCCGGUUGCGGGCUCGCCUGCCCCCCGUCGCCAAGGGCAUGCGCUGCACAGUGCAUCGCAUUUUCCUGGCUUCCCUGAUUCUGGCAGCCAAGAACCUCAACGACUCCAGUCCUAAGAACAAGCACUGGGCCCGGUACACCUCCGUCCGCGGCUACGAGGGCUUUGGGUUCUCGCUGCCCGAAGUCAACCUGAUGGAGCGUCAGCUGCUCUUCCUGCUGGACUGGGACAUCCGUGUCGACGAGGCCGACCUCCUGCACCACCUGGAGCCGUUCCUCAUGCCCAUCCGUCGGCGUCUCCAGCUCCAGGAGCAGCGGCAGCGCGAGGCUCAGCUGCGUCAGCCCCGUGAAUGGCGUCGCUUCCAUGCCUCUGCCGACCUGUUUGCUGCUCGCCUUCACCGUCAGAAGGCCGAGGGUCGCCGUCUGCCUGGCGAGUCUCCCACACGGAGACGUCUGCCCCCCAGCCCAGCAUCGUCAGCUUCCCUUUCUUCCGUCUCCUCAGGCAGCUCUUACUGCGCCUCUCCAGCGUCCGUGGCCGAGUCGGAGCGGUACCGCCCGUACCCACCCCGUCGACGUCCCUCGACCCGCAGCCAUGCGUCCGUCUCUUCUCCGCCAGCUUUGCAGGAUGUCCCAGGCCUAUCACGUGCUGAAACGCUUCCCUCACUGAGCUCGCGUGCUUCCAGCAUCGCACCCAGCUCACGGGGCGACACGCCCGCUAGUCUGCGCACCUCCAGCUCGAUAGCCAGUAUGAACGAGGUGCACGUGGUGGAUGGCAGUCGCAGCCCAUCGGCGAGCAACGGCUAUGUCUCGAUGGGCGGCACGAAAAUGGAGGAGCUGUCGCAGCCGAAUAAGAAAGCCCGACACUCCCUGAGUCACGCACAUGGACCCGGACAAACCCACCCGGGGUUUGUAGCGCGGUUCCUGGCAUCCGCGGCAGGGUCGUACAUGGGAGGCCGUCGGCAUUAGGGUUCAUCGAGCUGGACUUGAUGAGUUUCGGACGAUUGUCUUCUAAUACCUGCAUUGCAUUUUUGCUUUUCCAUUUCCCCCUAUCAUCCCAAAUUUUGGGAUAGUUGAUGAAUUUCUUUUCUCUGUCUUACCGUGUGAUGAUAAAAGCAGUUGACCCAAUACCCUCUACCCCUCUCUCUUCCCGUGAUCUACAAGAGGAUAGUACUUACACUCGUAUCCCGUGAUGGUGAUUGAAUAUGCAUUGCACAGCGGCGUUGAUACUGGUCUCUUUGGAUAUUGAUUUUUCUUCCAUGUGUAUUUUGCUUUUUGUUCAUUCUUGACUUAUUUUUUUUUGGAUGCUUCCGCGUCGGUGAAUCUUUAUUUUUUCUACCCAAUACUUCCGUCCCAGAUUGCCCAACUGACCCCUUUGAUGAUGAUAUUAUUACCUGGAUCUGUAUGUACAAGCACGGUAGAUUUGCGCCCUACUUAUGGUAUAAUAG
Messenger RNA from Aspergillus costaricaensis CBS 115574, 2256 nucleotides. RefSeq names its product cyclin family protein. Gene Ontology annotation, cellular component: nucleus; cyclin-dependent protein kinase holoenzyme complex. The transcript has a single exon. Gene Ontology annotation, biological process: regulation of cyclin-dependent protein serine/threonine kinase activity. Bases 470 to 1777 code for a protein of 435 amino acids. The record is from RefSeq and is a predicted model, not a curated record. NCBI's taxonomy places the organism in Eukaryota, Fungi, Ascomycota, Eurotiomycetes, Eurotiales, Aspergillaceae. Gene Ontology annotation, molecular function: cyclin-dependent protein serine/threonine kinase regulator activity; protein kinase binding.